UUGUAACCUCCUACACACACACUCUUCUCUUUUCCCCUCAUAGCCUCAGAUUCCUGAGCGGACAGAUAGUGUGGGUGCAAUAAGUGACUCUGCAGUGGGAGCGGCUAACAGGGUUUUGGACAGAAGAGAUGAGACAACCAGCUCUGGUUCAAAUAGCUCUAAAAGCCGUUUUCAAAUCAUCCCCACACCACCGGAUGUCAUCUGUCAUUUAGAGAAAAGCAAGACUGGUUUCAGCACCUGCAGUUCCGCAGCUCCCUCUAGUGGGUCUGAAGGGUCUCACAGGCAGACCCUGGGCCCUGGCAGGAAAGAGAAGGAGUGUUUUGCUGUGGGCAGAUUGAAUGUGACAGCUGCAGCUGAUCAUGAGGAAGAGGGAACAUCCAAACCCCUCAGCAGCAAUCGUUACUCUGCCCCGCCAAACUUCUAUCAUGUCACCCCCACCUCCAGCCCCGACCUCACCCCCCGGCACAUCCCCCGGGCCCAGACCAUCGGCACUCCGACCCAUCACAGCUACCGCCAUGCCUCUCACCUCUACUCUGACUCGGCAGAUGAAGACAGCAGUGGUGUAGCCCCUCCCCUUGCCCAGCCCGCUCCCUCCGCUCAUGCUCUGUCUGCGCACAGUGGAAGCGACCUCAUGAAAAGGGCAGUGGCCUUCCUGCGGCGCAGUGGCCGGAGCAAAAGUGAGCAGAGCUCGGAUUCACCGAGCAGACCGCCCGUGGCAAUGAACGGACACACCACCUCGCCUCCUGCCCACUCAUCCUACAUCAGCAGUGACAACGACUCGGAGUUUGAGGAUGCAGAUAUGAGGAAAGAGCUGCAGAAGCUGAGAGAAAAACACAUGAAGGAGAUUUCUGAGCUGCAGGCGUUCCAGAGAGGGGAGAUUGAGCAUUUGUACACGGAGCUGGGUAAAAUGUUGCCCUCCAAUGUCGGCUUGCUUCACGCAGCACCUCUAAGCGGCCGCAGGCGCAAGGCCAGCAAACACAAGCUGAAGGCUGGAAAACUGCUCAAUCCCAUGGUGCAGCAGCUCAAAAACAACAUGAGCACCGCUAGCGAGAGGAAAGGUGAAAGCGCUGCCAGUUCUUCCAGUUCCCCGGCUAAGAGCUCCAUCUUGUCGGACGGCUCAGCCCACUCCAGUGGCAGCUCCAGCUCCAGCAGUCACACCAGCGCCACCCCAGAGCAGGUGCACACCCAGCAGCCCUGCUCCCUGAAGGGCUCCUUCUCCUCGGACAACAUCUACGCUGGGCAACACGGAGACGGGACGACUAACCAAGCAGGCCAAGGCUGGACGGUUUACCACCAAACGUCAGAGAGAGUCACCUAUAAAUCUAGUAGCAAACCACGCACUAGAUUCCUCAGUGGACCUGUGUCUCUGUCCAUCUGGUCCACUCUGAAACGACUAUGUCUAGGCAAAGAGCGCAGUAGUAGGUCUUCUCCCCACACCACCACUGCUCAGACGGCCUCCAGUCAGACACAGCCGGCAUUCGCCACACCCUCGCCAUCUCCCCAGCCAAUCACACGGCUCGCUCAGGUCCAGACCAACAACAGCAACAACAAGAGAGGCACGUUCACGGACGAUCUUCACAAGCUGGUAGACGACUGGACGAAGGAGACUGUUGCGGCAGCCAAUCAGCCGCGGCCCUCCCUCAACCAGAUGAAACAGCAGAGACGCCAGCAGGACCUGGAGGGCAGAGUGUCACCCGUGGGAGCAGCUGCACAAGAGAUGAAAUGCCAUGUCGGUCCCCGCAAGUUCCAGCUGCCUCUUUCCUGCCCCCUGACUGCUGCUUUAGGCCCCGGUACGCCCUCAAACCUAGCUCCCAACUCGGCAGCGCUCCCUCCUGGGUACGGGAUGGCUCCUGGUCCUCUUUACCCGCAGCAGUGGUCCGGCAUGCCCAGUCCUGUAGGGUCCGGGGGUCCUGUAGGCCUGCUCGGUGCUGCAAGAACGAUGCCCUAUGCCCCAACGGCAAACCAGGGGAUCCAAGCCUACAACCUCAUGCACGAGCCCGAGAAUGGCCACUGUCCAAAAACCGCUAGGACUACCUAAUCUGCUACCUAAUAUUUGUUCACGUGUAAGGGCACGAUAGUCCAACUCCACUCCAUUCUGCUUCAUCAGAGUCACAUGUACAUAAUCUGAUGUUGUAAAUGACCCAAGUGUUGAUAUUCUUUCAGCAACACUUAUAUCUGUGGUUAAUUUGUGUGUGUCUAUGUGUAAGUUUGUGUAUACAAUAUUUGUUAAGUAUGUAUGUCUGAUAUCUAAUGCUUUUUGGUUUUGACUAAACUUAGCAAUACAAGACUACUUGUCUGCAGUCACGAAAAGCAAAUAUCACUUUACUCUUUAUUACUGCAGUUCUCCCCUUUUUUUGUUACAUACACUUUAAACACUACAUUGGAAUCCAAAUACCAGUGGUGUGAGAUACAGUAACCGGACAGUAUUUAUGAUGAGGAUAUUUGAAGGAAUGUAGUGCCUUGAACAUUGAUUUAUUGAUUAUUUAAUUUUUUCUGUGAACAAAGUGUGUCUGUAUUCAAGUUAUUUUAAUUUUAGGGUAGCUUGAGUGCAGUCUCUUUUUUUAUUUUAAUGCAUUACAGACACUUUCCUUUUUGGUUUACAUAUGAAUGCCCUUGUAGAACUGCACUAUUAACAAAGUAUAUGCUCUUAUUUUAAAUAAUAAAAUAAUGUUUUAACCCUUGUUUACUUUACACCCCAGUGACAGAUGGAAUGCCAUAGUGGUGAGAUGUACCAUUGCCUUGCAGAAACAAACCGUUAAUGUGAGACUGAUGAGAGAAGGAAAAAGAUUACGCCAGCAGACAAAUCCACUCUUUCAGGUUAAAUGGUUGGGUGGGACGCAGCCUCUUUUUGAUAGGACAACUGAUGCACGGGAGUUGGCAGUGCUGUAGCCUUGUGCUCUAAAGAAAGGCAGUGUCCAGAGCCAUAUAUACUGUACACAGUUCUUUGUGCAGUUUAUUUCUCUGGUAGUGUUUUGAUCAGAAUGUAGCAAUUAUUGUCAAGGCUAGAGGCUAAAAAGUGCAAUUUAACCCCUCCACAAAGCUUUGAUCGUGGCCUUGCCACAAGCCUUAUCUCUGUGCAGAGGAGCAAGCUGAGAGUUGAACAGUUAUAAAUCACAAAGCAACAGACUGAAGUAACUGGACAAAUUCUAAACAUUACAAACCACCCAGCAAACAUGCCACUACUGCUAACUGCUCUUUCAAAUAGGCUAUCUGAUUACUCUGCAUACACUUCAAGUGAAAUGUUUUGUGCAAUCACCAGUGUUUAAAUUGUUUGCUGUUUAAAAGCUUGAUUUUUCUUUGAUGCUGCUAUUGUCUGAGGUGAUUCUACUGUACAGUUGAGCAUAAUAUUCACAUACAAUGGUACUUUAAAUAUUAAAACCUCCUCAAAUGAGGCGCAAACAAAGCAGUGUUAUUGCCUUGUUUCACAGGUUGCUUUGGAUGAGUCUUUUUUUUCAUUUUCAGUAAUAUAUUGCAAAAUUCAAACGAUACAGUACUUAUUGCAGGAGAUUUGCACAACAUAUGGUCUCCCUUAAUUGUAACCUAUGUUUAAGAGUUUCCUACACUGUAUAUAGUGGGUUUCCCCACCUGUAAUUUUGUAUCACCAACAAGCAUGCCCAAUUUUUCAUGUUCCAUAAAGCAAAGAUAAACAAUAAAGCUAGAAUGGUUGGAUAUUUCACAUAUACACGAUACAUUUAAAAGGUUUCAGCAACCCAAUUCUGCCAAGCUGUGAAAUGUACAGUUUUCUCGUACUUUAUAUUUGUAUUUUUUUUUUGGAAUGUUAAGAUGGGGUGGUGGUGGUGGUGGAGGGGUUGCUUUGAUGUACAUUAUUUCAUCAAUUCGGUUUGAAUUGGACUUUUAUAGGAUAUUAUGCAGAAUCUUCUGCUUUGGUGAAAUACUUCCAGUAGUAAGAGAUUUCUGUUCUCUGUCACUUGUAUCUGGUUUUGUUCCACCUCCUUCGCUGCUAACUCAUGGUGAGCAGAGGAAGGAAUAACUAUUGUUGGCAUACUCACUUGGAUGCAGUGAUCAAUCAGAGGAGCUGAGAUGCAAAGAGGAGGAGGAGGAGGAGUCCUGAAAAUGUGCAAUCUGCUCAUCUCACUUCUCUCUGUAAAACAGUGCCCCCUGGUGAAUAUGCUCUGAUUGUCAAAGGCUUGUAUUCAAACAGUGGGAUUGCUUCUGCCUGCUGUAUAUCCCACUGCAUUACCCCACCCUACCCUGCUGCACUCUAAUCACAGACUGAAUGUUGGGAAAUAAAUAAAUAUUAUUUUGUGCUUGA
Molecule: messenger RNA, 4273 nt
Organism: Notothenia coriiceps (black rockcod)
Lineage: Eukaryota; Metazoa; Chordata; Actinopteri; Perciformes; Nototheniidae
Product: serine/threonine-protein kinase WNK2
Exons: 9
Coding region: 632-2038 (468 amino acids)
Source: RefSeq, a predicted model, not a curated record